Molecule: messenger RNA, 1476 nt
Organism: Drosophila erecta
Lineage: Eukaryota; Metazoa; Arthropoda; Insecta; Diptera; Drosophilidae
Exons: 4
Coding region: 175-1455 (426 amino acids)
Source: RefSeq, a predicted model, not a curated record
UCAGUUUCAGUGCCAGUUCGAUUCGGACAGCUAAUGGCAUCAACAUAUCGUAAAAUAAAAAGUUUAGGCCCGGCCAAAUCGCUCCCAAUCGAGGCACCAAUUCGCCUCUCAUGAACUACCUUUUGGCUGCCGAGUGUUGACCAAGUGACUUUUGCUGGUUGCCAUUAAGGAAAAAUGGGAAAAACAAUCAAAGUAAUUGGAUGUGCUGGAGUCGGCACUCUGCUCAUAUUGCUGCUGCCUCUUUGCCUGAUCCAAAAUUAUAGUGCACCAAGUGGUAAUGGUCACUCGAAUGACUUCCACGCAGUGGUCACUACACCUGCUCCCACUGCUACUGCUCCUGCUGGUCCACUUGAAUCCGGAAGGGAUGCGAUGGUGCGCCUGCAUCGCCAGAAAAGGUACCUACUCUUCCCCGAGGGCUCCUCCUUUCAGCUGGUGUUCGACAUCAUCAUACCCAUCAUAGACUACACCAACUACGCCAUCCUGGGCAUCACCUGCUCCGUGGCCUGGGAGCUGCCCAGUAAGCCGCCCAGCGAGCUGAUUGAAAACGUGCUCACGCGCAUCAACGACGGCACCAUCGGCACUGUCCGCCGGAAUGGCAGCGUUCCCGAUCCAGAACCGGACCCACAGUCCCCGAAUCUGGAACUGGACAAUCGAGGAGCAGGCUCGGCUAAUUGGCAGGCAGUGCACGCACCGCCAGCGAAUCCACCGGCAUAUGCGGCCAAUGAGCAUGACACCCACUCGUAUUACACGAAUAUCCAGCGCAUCCCGGCCGCUUACCCAUAUGCAAAUGCGGAUGCGUAUGCAAAUGCAAAUGGUCAGCAGGGCCAGGCGGCGAUUCCUGCUAAUUGGCAUGCGCGACAGUCGCUCGCCGGCUGGCAGCAGAGGGGGGAGUCGGCGGCGGCGGAAACGGGCAACUGGUGGACGCGGAAUGGACAGCGGUUGCAGCAGAACUGGCGCGAGAAACAGCACAUGUGGGGCCCCUCGAAGUGGGACUAUGGCUACACCCAGCGACCACGACAAGUGCUGCGAGCACCACCCAAACACCACAUAUACCCCGUGUUCGCCAGGCGCAGGAGGCGACGAAGUCUGGAGCAGGAUGCCCACUUCGAGCGACUCCACCUGGAGCAGCAUCUCAGCUCGAGGCAGCUGCUCUUUGGCAAAAUCGAACGCCUGUACAAGUCGCGACGACUAAAUGGCACCUCUUGUGUGCUCCGCGCCCUCUGCGAAUCCGCCCAAAGGCAACAGCAUGUCCUGCGAGGGACGAGUGUGGUCAAGCCACAAAGCUUUAUAAUGGAACUGCUCUCGGCCAUCUUCCAAUUGCCCAGCGGCGAUGACGUGAAGGAGCCGGGGGACCUGGAGCUAAUGAUUUCACCUCAUUAUCUGGCGGCACAUCGGCAACAGGGCGACUGUCGGCAAAUCUACGGCGAUUGCAAUCACACAUUCUGGUUGGAUUGAACAAGAAAUAUAAUAAAAGGC